AUGACCACACCACAGACUUCUCCCGGUCCUUCACCUCCAGCUCCCUCUGAUCCCCUCUCUGAACUGGUCACCCUACUCCGGAACCAACCCGCACCUGCACUCCUUCCGUCUAACCCACCAUCGGCGUCUAGUCCCAUGGCCCUACCCAACCGAUAUACUGGCUCCGUGGAGGAGUGUAGCGGGUUCUGUCUCCAAUGUGAGCUCUACAUACAGUUGCACCCCGGUCAAUUCUCCACGGACAAAUCCAAGGUAGCCUUCAUCAUCUCCCUCCUGAGCGGUAAGGCCCUGAACUGGGCAUACGGGAUUUGGCAGGCCGGAGGACCACUUACCACUAAUCUGAAGUCUUUUCUUGAGCACUUUAAAGGGGUCUUUGGCCAAGCAAUGGAUUACCUUUCGGUGCANUAG
Molecule: messenger RNA, 405 nt
Organism: Triplophysa rosa
Lineage: Eukaryota; Metazoa; Chordata; Actinopteri; Cypriniformes; Nemacheilidae
Product: protein LDOC1-like
Exons: 1
Coding region: 1-405 (134 amino acids)
Source: RefSeq, a predicted model, not a curated record